UCGCUCCUAGUAUUAAUAAAAAUUUGAAUGCAACAAAAUAUAGAAGAUAUUAUUGCAAUUUUAAUGCAAUUCAAAUUCUCAAGGAUCUUGUUUUUGGAGGAUAAAGAUUCCAAUUUUAUUGAAAUUCAAAUUGAAACGGCAAUUUCAUUAAUUAGGGAAGAAGAUGGAGAAAAUCUGUGUUGAAGUGAGAGUGAGACCGGAAUCAUCAUCGGAAAACGCAUCUUCUCUGUGGAAAGUGGAAGACAAUCGUAUCUCUCUCGACACCCCAAUCUCAGUCGUUUCUUCUUACUAUUUCGAUCAUGUGUUCGACGAAAUGUCUACGAAUGCCUGCGUUUAUGAGCUUCUUACCAUGGAUACCAUUCAUGCCGUGGUCGAGGGUUUCAAUGUUACUGUGUUUGCUUAUGCAACUAGUAGUGGGAAGACGUUUAAAAUGACCGGUUCUGAGACUGAUCCAGGGAUUAUUCGGAGGUCUGUGAGAGGGAUUGAAAGAAUACCAAUGAUAUCCGAUCACGAGUUUCUUAUCCGGGUUUCGUACAUGGAGAUUUAUAACGAAGAGAUUAAGCCCGGGCAGAUCAAUGAUCUCUUAGCUGUUGAGAAUCAGAGACUUCAAAUUCAUGAACAUUUGAAGCGUAGAGUCUUUGUUGCUGGCCUUACGGAAGAAAUAGUUAAUGACGCAGAACAGAUUCUAAAGCUUUUAGAUUCUGGAGAAGUGAAUAGGCACUUUGGUGAGACAAACAUGAACGUUCACAGUAGCACGUCCCACACCAUCUUCAGAAUGGUGAUUGAGAGCAGGGGGAAAGGAAACAAUUCUAUGGAUCCUAUCCGUGUCUCAGUCUUGAAUCUGGUUGAUUUGGCUGGAUCUGAAAGAAUUGCCAAAACUGGUGCUGGUGGAGUACGCUUGACGGAAGGGAAGUACAUUAACAAAAGCUUAAUGAUUCUUGGGAAUUUCAUCAAUAAACUAAGUGAGAAUGCUAAGCUAAAGGGACAUAUUCCGUACCGAGACAGCAAGCUGACUCGAAUUCUGCAGCCUGCACUUGGUGGUAAUGCGAAGACUUGCAUUAUAUGCACUAUAGCACCAGAAGAGUACCAUAUUGAGGAAUCAAAAGGCACUCUCCAAUUUGCAAACAGAGCCAAGAGGAUCACCAACUGUGCUCAAGUGAAUGAGAUCUUGACUGAUGAUGCUUUAUUGAAGCGCCAAAAGUUGGAGAUAGAGGAGUUACGUAUGAAGCUUCAGGGAUCCCAUGCUGAAGUGUUGGAACAAGAGAUAAUGAGGUUAAGCAAUCAGAUGCUCAAGUAUGAAUUAGAAUGUGAAAGGCUAAAAACACAACUUGAGGAAGAGAGAAGGAAACUGAAGGAGCAGGAGCAGGAGCAGUGGAUUAAGGAUCAACAGUUGAAAACUGAGAACAUAAUCAGUCUUGUCUCUAAUUUAGACUUCAAGAGGAACCAGUCAGAGGAAUUUAUCAGUUUCAGAAAGAAACUAGAUGAGUCAAACAAUGUUAAUGAUAGCAGUGAUGUUCCUGGGACUCCUUGCUUUAAAUCAGCUACACGCUCCUUUGUGGUUGCUCGGUCAAAUUAUUCAGGAUUGCCUGAUUUUAGUCCCAUGGUUGAUGCAUUGGGAGACUUGGCUGAUGAAGACACUUGGGCAAAGCUAAACAAAGGUUUUGUUCCAGACCUUGACAAACUUCAAUUUACACCUGCAUUUAGAAGUCAACCGAUUCCUUUAAAUACAGCAACCAUGGAAUGCUCGCGUGAAGAGGUGGAACUCAAAAGCCAGAUUGACUUGCUGACUAAUGAGAAGGACAGUCUACAGGUAAAAUUCAACGAGCAAGUAGUUAUGAAUAACAAACUUAUGGAAAAUAUCUCUGAGCUCAAACAAGAAAUGCUUCACAUGAAAAAGAUUCCAGAACGGUUAUACGAGUCGGUUGCUAAUUGCAAGGAUGUCUGCAAGGAUGUUAUAGUCAGAAUGAAGAGCUUAGUGGCUGAGAAGGAAUCUCCAAGAGCAAAGCUUUUCUUUGGUGCAACUGAAAUCACAACGAGCCUUCUUUCAACUCUAGAAUCACAAUUUUCAGUGAUUAUGGAUGGUCAGAAAUCUGGUAGCGGAGAUCAUCCGUCAUCGGAUCAAUGGGAAACACUUUGUGUGAAUCUGAAGAACAUAACAACAUCAUUACUGUCAGACGCACAAGCAAUAGAUAGAAAUUUUAACUGCCACAACAAGCCAGCAAGAUCUUGUGGUCAGACUACGCCACGAUUUGAAUGUGUUUUAAGGAACAAGAAAUGGCUGCUUUGGAGGAGAAACUGAAGUGUGAGCUCAGCAUAAUCAAGGAAAGAUAUAAUGAUGUGGUCAUGGAUGAUACCAAUGAGAGUGAGCUUGUAGCGGCAGAUGGAGAGCUUGAUCUUGAGGAAGCUUUGCAUGUACCAGCUGGCCCAAUGACGAGGGCAAAGACCAAACGGCUAAGAGAAGCAUUCAUAUGUUUGAUUCAAAAGAUGGACCAAAAGAUCAUAAAGAUCGACCGAAAGAUCAUUUAUGAAGGUCAAAUCCAAGAUGGCAACAUUUGGAUUUGUAUUUCCUCAAGGAAAUAACUCAUGGAGAUUGGGCUUUCAACGUGACUCGAGUAGAAUUAACAACGGCCAAAAACCAAGAUGAAACUUUGGUUGACCGUAGGAUCUUGGGCGAGAAAGCUUAGGGUUUGUCCACGCGCCAGGAUCCGGUCGACCACGGGCCAGCGUCUUAAAACCGACUGGGUCAACCGUGAAGAUCAAGGAUUGACCACUUCUUCAACUGUCAAACUUGUCUUUUAAUUUAGUCAGAUAAACUCUUUAUAAGUUAUUUGCAUUUCCUGAGUAUAUAGGGAUUUGCAUAUUUAAUUUUAGUUUGAAAUCAGUGUAUAAAAGGUUUUAGACGGUUAAUGUCCAAAGGUUAACUAACCAAUUUUUAUUGAACUUCUUUUCUUUGAGAGUGAUUCUCUUCUGUUUUCUUUUUUCAGAAAAACUUUGUUGUUGGUGCGUAAUAUUCAAUGACCGACUCCGAUCACUGCGCCAUAUCCUUGUUGAUUGGUGAUCAACCGAAAUAUCAAAAGAGUCU
Molecule: messenger RNA, 3082 nt
Organism: Brassica oleracea var. oleracea
Lineage: Eukaryota; Viridiplantae; Streptophyta; Magnoliopsida; Brassicales; Brassicaceae
Product: centromere-associated protein E-like
Biological process (GO): microtubule-based movement
Molecular function (GO): ATP binding; microtubule motor activity; microtubule binding
Source: RefSeq, a predicted model, not a curated record